Messenger RNA from Drosophila grimshawi, 814 nucleotides. RefSeq lists its product as uncharacterized. NCBI's taxonomy places the organism in Eukaryota, Metazoa, Arthropoda, Insecta, Diptera, Drosophilidae. The coding region runs from base 44 to 637 and encodes 197 amino acids. The record is from RefSeq and is a predicted model, not a curated record. The transcript is spliced from 2 exons.
ACUUUCCUUUGGAAUAAGCAUUUUCGGAGCACUUCUUCGCAACAUGAACGUUGACCUGGCUAAAAAGGAGCUUGAGCUAAUGCCCGACAUUAUCAAAUCGGACGCAAAUAAUUGGCAUCAAAAUGUGCAACUGGGCAGCGAGCAAGUUAAGCUCUAUAUCGAGUUGUGCAUGAAAAUCUUUGCGGAGGAGCCCAUUUUGUAUAAUGAGGAAACAUGUCGCGGCAAGCGAUCGGCAACGCAGCGAACUCGGGCCCACUUUUACAAGCUGUUUGAGGUCACCAGCAAAAUGGAGCAGAUUCUUGCGGUGCUGGCCGAUAUCACGCUGAGAACAGAGCACAUGUGGCAACGCGUCUCCAUGUGGAACCAGGAUGAAAUCAUUCAACAGCAUUGCAUCAUGUGGGAAAUGACUACGCCCAAACUGUUGGACUAUCUGGGAUUCUUCACUCAGCGCUACGACUACGAAUGGCAGCUCAAAGAGAUGGUCGUGUCGGAUCUGGAAUACAUUGAUAGCAGCUACGCUGGCUAUAUUGUAUUGGAGACCUGGCUGAAUAAUCGACAUGCUGGCGACGAUGAGUUCAAUCGCCAGCUAAAUGCCUUCUAUAGGUCAACAGGUCAGCGUGCCUGUAGCCCCCAAUGACAAAUGCGUUCAGCCUGCCUUGCUCAACCUGAGACUUAACAAAAGCUGACCUUUCUGAUUUUAUGUUGCUUAUAUUUUAAAAGUAUCUAUUAUCAUUUUAUUACAACUGAUUUGAAAUGUUAAAAAGUUGAAUGAAAUUACACGAAAUUAUGUGACAAGCAGCAGAUAGCAGCUCUG